Messenger RNA from Ciona intestinalis (vase tunicate), 1192 nucleotides. Its product is annotated as calcyclin-binding protein. Lineage: Eukaryota; Metazoa; Chordata; Ascidiacea; Phlebobranchia; Cionidae. The record is from RefSeq and is a predicted model, not a curated record. Gene Ontology annotation, biological process: heart development. Gene Ontology annotation, molecular function: ubiquitin protein ligase binding; tubulin binding; S100 protein binding. Gene Ontology annotation, cellular component: nucleus.
AUACUUUAUUAAAUUUUUCUAGAAAUUUUUAUAAUCUUCUUUGUUUCUUUAAUUGAUUGCACACUUUUUGCCCGUUUAAAAUGGAAUCACAGCUGCAGCUUGAUCUUGCGGAAGUGUCACGACUGGAAAGCACAGUUCGAAGAGAACGACUGAAGAAACUUCUUUCUGCGGAAAAAACAAAGAUCGAAAAUGAAAUUAAGCAACUUUCAGCUGUGUCUGCAUCAGCUUCUGAAACCAAAUCACCACCAAAACCUAAAAUACCAACAUCAACAAUUACUUCAUAUGCUUGGGACCAGACAGAAAAAUUUGUCAAGAUCUAUGUAUCCGAUUUAAAAGGAGUACAAAGCUUAGACACAAGCAAUGUUUCACUGAAUGAUGUAGGUCUUCAUUACUGCCUACUGAUUCGCAAUCUCAAUGGGAAGAAUUACCAGUUUAACGUACCUAAGUUAGCUCAUGAAGUGGAAAUCCCAACUUACAAGUUAAAAACAGACAUGGUUCUCAUUAUGUUCAAGAAGAAACAGCAAGAGAAAUGGGAGGUUUUGAGUGAAAAAGACAAAGUAGCAAAAGCAAAUAAGGAAAACAAUUUUAAACCAGACAUUGGUAAAGAAGCAGAUCCGUCUGCUGGCAUCAUGGGUAUGAUGAAAAAGAUGUAUGACGAAGGAGAUGACGAAAUGAAGCGGACCAUCGCAAAGGCAUGGACCGAAUCUCGUGAUAAGCAAACGAUGUGAUCAGCAGUGCUUCCAGUUUUAAAACCGUCCGCCAUCGUGGCGUUCUGUCUUGUUUAGAAAAAACGAAUUAUCGGGAACACUAAAUAACUUCAGUCAUAUCUUGAUAAAAAUCUGAUUAAUUAAUUAAUAAAUGUGUAAAGCAGUAAUGUUUAAAAUCACCAUAGACUGUCAUUUUUCUCGUAUUUACUGCAAUUGGUUGUGCUAAGACGUGUGCUUGUUCAUAAAAGCCAGCAUUGACAAAAAGUUAAGAGCCAUUUUGAUUUAACUUUAUAAAUUAGGCAAGUCACACAUAACGUCAGUGCUUUUUUAAUGGCUAUUGGCGGGCUAUGAUCACGUAAAAAAGGAAUUUUUGGAACUGCCAGGAAUAUUUUUAACAGAUUAAUUGUUCUUUUUAGCUUACAUUCCGUAUUUAAAUAUGGUCAACCUGCACGACAUUUAAAAUUAUACAAAAGAUGUAACACGUU